AGGGCCCGGAAGUGGUUCUAGCGCGCCUGCGCGCGGGAGGCGGGGCCGCUCGCGGCUUGUCUGAGGGGGGGAGUUAAGAAGAAGAAAAAGGAGGAGGAGGCGACCGGAUCGUCCGCGGUGGCUUCGGCGGCGGUGGAGGCGGCCGGUUGACGCUUCCCCGCUUCGGCCAUGAGCGUCGCCGCGCUGGUUUCUCCCGCGCUUCCGCCGGGGCCUCCGGCUUCUGCCGCCGCCGUUUUGCCCGCCGGGACGGGCCCCGCCGCCGCUGCUGCCAUUGCCGCCGCUGCAGCCGCAGCCGCAGCCGCAGCCGCCGAGAGCUUCGAGGAUGAGGAGCUGGACAGCCCCGCCGACGAGGAGGACGGGGAGCGCAGCGGCCGCGCGCGGGACUCGGACGAGGAUACCGAAGAUGCAAGUGAAACUGAUCUGGCCAAGCAUGAUGAGGAGGAUUAUGUAGAAAUGAAGGAGCAGAUGUAUCAGGAUAAAUUGGCAUCUUUUAAGAGGCAGCUGCAGCAACUGCAAGAAGGUACUUUGCAAGAAUAUCAGAAAAGGAUGAAAAAGCUGGAUCAGCAAUACAAGGAAAGGAUACGCAAUGCGGAGCUUUUUCUCCAGCUGGAAACAGAGCAGGUGGAACGGAAUUACAUCAAGGAGAAGAAAGCGGCCGUGAAGGAAUUUGAAGAUAAAAAAAUUGAGCUCAAGGAAAACUUGAUUGCCGAGUUGGAAGAGAAGAAGAAAAUGAUAGAGAGCGAGAAGCUAACUAUGGAGCUAACAGGAGACUCCAUGGAAGUGAAGCCCAUCAUGACAAGGAAAUUGCGGAGGCGGCCAAACGAUCCCGUUCCCAUCCCUGACAAAAGGCGGAAGCCGGCCCCUGCUCAGCUAAAUUACCUGCUAACGGACGAACAGAUAAUGGAGGAUCUGAGGAUUCUCAAUAAGCUUAAAUCACCUAAACGGCCAGCGUCUCCUUCAUCACCAGAACACCUACCGGCCACGCCUGCCGAAUCCCCAGCACAGCGGUUUGAGGCAAGGAUAGAAGAUGGAAAACUGUACUACGAUAAAAGAUGCAUUCCUAUUCCUCAAGAUCAACACUGCACUCCCCCACCCUUUGCUGUAUCACAAAAGCCAGGCUAUUUAUCUGGAGUCGAAAGAGAACACCAAAAUCAGCUGUGUGAUCAGUUCCGUGGGAGCCAAUGAGAUCUGGGUGAGGAAAACCAGCGACAGCACAAAAAUGCGGAUCUACCUUGGACAGCUCCAGCGCGGAGCUUUCGUCAUCCGGCGGCGGUCGGCUGCGUGACUCUCUGGCCCUGCGCUGUGUUAAAGACAAUCAGCUCUUGCAGAGACUUGUGGUUGCUCUUCCUGGGUCUGAACCGGCAGAAGGGCCACCUCCCUCCUCGAUCCUUUGGAUGCUGCCCGUUUUGCUGCCCACGUUGCUCCUGCUGCCCUCAAGCCUCUUCUCUCGUGAGCCCACGCCGUGCACCAGAGCCCGCCCCACGGCGUUAGUUUAGCUUUCUCAUUUCCAAAGACUACUUCAAAGAAGAAUGUAUGCCUGUGGUCUCAAGUCCAUUCCAUUCUUGUCUAUCCUGCAUAAGAGCACACGCGGUGUAUCUUUUUAAAAAUUAUAUAUAUA
Messenger RNA from Lacerta agilis (Sand lizard), 1618 nucleotides. RefSeq names its product SDS3 homolog, SIN3A corepressor complex component (gene SUDS3). Gene Ontology annotation, cellular component: Sin3-type complex. NCBI's taxonomy places the organism in Eukaryota, Metazoa, Chordata, Lepidosauria, Squamata, Lacertidae. Gene Ontology annotation, biological process: negative regulation of transcription by RNA polymerase II. Bases 169 to 1185 code for a protein of 338 amino acids. The transcript has 13 exons. Gene Ontology annotation, molecular function: histone deacetylase binding. The record is from RefSeq and is a predicted model, not a curated record.